Molecule: messenger RNA, 4288 nt
Organism: Amphibalanus amphitrite
Lineage: Eukaryota; Metazoa; Arthropoda; Thecostraca; Balanomorpha; Balanidae
Product: transcription factor GATA-6-like
Exons: 8
Coding region: 138-1328 (396 amino acids)
Biological process (GO): cell fate commitment; negative regulation of transcription by RNA polymerase II; positive regulation of transcription by RNA polymerase II
Molecular function (GO): DNA-binding transcription factor activity, RNA polymerase II-specific; zinc ion binding; RNA polymerase II cis-regulatory region sequence-specific DNA binding
Source: RefSeq, a predicted model, not a curated record
CCAGAAACCGCGGCCCGAUACGGCCGGCCAGCCGCCGAUACAGCCGGCUCGCCCCCGCCCCGCCGCCGCCGCCACCGCCGCCGCCGCAGCAGCCCUAUCGGAUCGAGAGGUCAAGAUUUGUCGGAGGCAGCCUGACGAUGACAUCCACCGCCGGGGAGACUCCAAAACUCCUCCCCUUCGCUGCCCUGCGAAAUGCCACAUCGGUCAUACAGUCGCCCAUCAGCUCCACGUCUCGGUCCUUGUACCGACCCUCUCAGCCGCCCCCUGACGUGGCGCCGCAGCACGACGGCUGGCCGGUCAUGGACGCUGCUCACCCGGCUGGUCCCAGCGAGCUGCAGCCGCUGACCGCGUCGCCGCCGUCGGAUGCCGGGUGUCUUCUCCCGCCGCCGCCAGGCACACCGCCGGCCAUGUGCCUGCUGACGCCCAUGGAGCCGUCGCCGCCGCCGCUGCUGCCACUGAGCACCGUGCUGCCGCCGGCUGCCAGCGCGGGCGCCGUACCCUGCUCCCUCAGCGAACACCAGCAGAAGGUGUCCAUGUCUCGACGUCAGGACCAGUCCUGCCACAACUGUCAGACCAUGAACACGUCUCUGUGGCGGCGGGACGCCAACGGCAACACGGUCUGCAACGCCUGCGGCCUGUUCGCCAAACUGCACGGACACAACCGACCGCUCAGCAUGCGCAAAGACGAAAUUCAGCCGAGGAAGCGAAAGCCUAAGUCGGAGGCGGACGGCAGUGGCCGCAGUCGUCGGAGACGCAACCAGGCCAGCCGCGCCACCAUUGGCGUCGACAUCGUCAACCGCGCCAUGAAUGUCGUCGGUCUGACGCAGAACGGGCUGGGCAUGGGCUCCAUGGCGCAACUGACCCAGUCGUCAGUGAUCAACCCGCCGGUAUACCCUCGAGACGACCGGAGCCCGCCCUCCAUGUACCACCCCGCCGUGCCGCCGCCGCCACCGCCGCCGCCCGCCGUCGCCUCGACACACCUGAUGCUGCCGGCGCUGUACAGCUCCCAUUCGGUGACAUCACCCGCUCCGGUGACGUCAUAUCCGUCCUCGGCACACCAGCCGCUGCCGUCCUACAGCAGCGUGAGUCGCUACCUUCAGCCGGAGCGAGGCCCGUCGCCCACCGGCGCCAUCUAUCGACCCGACAGUCCCGCCACCUAUAUGCCGGGCGCUAGCGUCUUGCCGAGUAGCUCGUUGCAUAUGGCGACUACGGCGCUCGAUACGUUAAAUGAUAUUCAGGAGAUGGUGGCCUGUGACCUGGGCCUAAGUGAGCGCGCCCCGCCGGUGGCGGCACAUUGCGGUGCCGAGCAGUACUAUCAACACUAUUAGUAACACUAGGCGGCGCUGCAGUCCAGGCUUCAUCGGUAGGGAACUCGCCGAGGCACUCCGAAUGCCCAUUUCACCAGCGCUUAUAUCGGCUUUUGUGAUGAAAGCAGCCCACAGUGCGCAGACCGAAGUAAUCGCACUAUGUGGCGCGAUUGUUUCUCGGAUAAUCACGCCACUGCUUCUUCUUGGUUGUGUUCCUAGUUGAACUGAAGGCCAGGAGUUUGGACAUUGUAUGAUGCUGGACAGUGGACAUACGAUAGAUCGUAUACACAAACACUAUAAUAUGAGCCAUAACCAUUGCCAGUGCUAGUCUGCCAGGCUCAGUGAUCGUAAGCAGUGGCCAGUAAAAUGCGGACCAACAUUUGUCGAAAGUGAAAAUGUGGAACCAGUGACUUCUAGUCGCACACCACCGAACUGAACUGCUUCGUCGUUAUAUUUAGACAAAUGCAUGUGCUUUGGGGCUAUUUGUUACGCGGUUAUUUAUGGUUCUUGCAGAACAUUGAUUCUCGCUGCCUGCAAGCAAAUCUGCAUUGAGUGCUCGGAAAUUGGCUACAUUAGAUCGCGGGAAAGCAGAUUUGUACCUACUCUGUGAAACGGCUUUCAACUGAACGAAGCACAACGUAGCUAAGCAGGCGAGAAAACCAAAGAGUGUCAACGCGUAUCAUUGUCGCCCUUGUCCACUAAACGAAAUAAUGUGUAACAACGAGGACUCCAGUCCUUUUUAAGAUCCGAACUAUGAGAUUGCAAUGGCGAUGUUUUAAUUUGCGGAUAACUAUCUUCCGUUACAUUCGACUUGAUUUGUGCAUCUGUCUGUAGUUAUCUGUAUACAUUGAUUCACCGCACGGCGCACAGCGCACUGCCUGCCGCCUGGCGUGCUGAAAUAAUAACUAUAAGUUGAUAACAAUACGAAAUUCAGCAGGCAUGUGAUAACAAAAUACGUUCCACAGAGUGAAAGUUCGUAGAUGCGUUAUAAAGGUUGUGCCACGUACCAGCGUUGCCUGUAAGUGAGGACAAUUCGACUGUCUGGCUGCAUCCACAUAGCACUGCGUGCCUGACAAUGCUCGGUGGCCAGUUGCGUUUUUUGACAUCCCACCACGCUACUUUCAUAAUAAAUGUGUCUGCUUUGCAUAUAUUCAUCUCUCGCACAUCUGUCAUUCACGCUAUGUGAAACUGUUUCGUGUGAUCAAAUGCAAAUGAGGUCAGGCCCGCCCCCUAAUUUCGUUUGAUUGUGACAGAUAUAUCCUGAUCAAACAAUUAAGUGCCCUUGAAUUACACGCCUUGUUAUUUAGUUGGGGUUAGGCGAUCACACUUAUGCUAAACUAAAGCUGUGCAAAUGCGUGCCUUGUACGGCCAAGUCCAGCAUGCGGUUGUUAGUUUUAUAAGAAAAUGUAUGAGUGACAUUUAGCGCUUUAGCAUGCAUGUUAGUAAUUGCGUUACAUACGUGUUAUGGUGCUGUCAAUUGGAUUGUUCUACGAGUAUGCGUUUCAUUUUUCAUUAACCCGCGCCCCAGUGGCGGUCUCCGCCAACUUCGCCCUAGUGAGGGGGGGCAUAUGUUACCACCCACCUCUAACUCAAAAACUAAGAGGGCUAGAAAGACGCGGUGAAAAGCAGUCGAUAGCUCUUGAUGCGUACGUUUGAAAGUAUUUCAGUCAUUUUUCAUCUUAGAGCAAUAUUGGGGUCACCAGAGGUCAUCAAAGGUCAAAAUUUGCGAAUUGUCAUUAUAUUUUUCAGAAAAUAUGCCAUUAUCUCAGGAACUAUGAUAGCUAGAAAAACGCUGGGAAAAGCAAUCGAUAGCUUUUGAACUCUUCUUUUGAUAAGGUCAUCAUCAAAAAUGACCUCAGGUCAACGGUUUAGCCUCCAGAGGGCAAAAACUCCAAAAAUAGCUGUUUUUAAGAAAAGUGUUUUUCGACAAUAACUUUUGACUAAAAAAAGCUAGGUCAUUUCUAAUGCCAGAAUCGUGUUCCUCUCGCCGAGACGCGUCGAAUGAACUAUACUUUGACCUUGAAAGGUCAACUUCAAAAUUUGACCUCAGGUCAAGGUCAUGACCUGACCGAAAAAGGUCAUGUUGCAUAUCAGUCGAUGCGUCUCGGCAAGACAAACACAAUGAGGCCAACCCCAGCGUUCUAUCUCUUUCCAAUCGAGAGUUAUUGGCAAAAAACUGUUUGUAGCCUCAAAUGACCUCGGAUGACCUUUCAAGAGGCUAUCAGCAAAAAAGACACCUUGGUUGUCACGGGUGGUCCAAAUCAUUGUUAUCCUGAAAUAUUUGGACUGUUCCAAUGCGUACACACGGAUCUAGAGGCAUUUUCGUUUUUCUCCAUUGACUUAUAAUGGAAAGGUCACGCCACUGACCUGACCUUAGGUCACGCAUAUAAAAAAUCCGAGAUAUACAAAUUGUAGGCACCCAUAACAUCAUGUAAUCCACCAAGUUUGAAACCUCUCUGACAAACACUGCAGGCUGGACAUGAUUGCAAACUUUUUUUUUAGGCUUGGUCAGUUAACUUGACCUAGUGACCUGACCUGACAUGACCUGGGGUCAAAAAUUUCACACAUUGUCCAAAAUUGAUGUACCAAAAGCGACCCCAAGCAGCGCGGCGCUACGCGCCGCGGUUUUUUAUUUAUACGAAAAAAACGCGACAGGGUGGUAACAUAUGCCCCCCCCCCCACUGGGGCGAAGGUUAAUCGUCUCAAAACCGAAAAGCGAUUAAACAAGCGAUUAAAGAAGAUAAAAUAAGCGGUUUUAUUACUUGCGAGAUGCCUGCUCCAAAGCUGAGCUUACCUGAGCUGUGUGUGGGUAUGCGACUGUGUAACGUUGUCCUCUAUGGAAAUGGAGCGAGAAGGCUUUUGUUCAUUCGUCCUCUAUGGUUGAAACUGAUACGAAUUGUCGUGUGCGUUUAUGUAUUUGUGACGGUAUGUUACGGCUGGGCGAGAGUGGCUCUCCUAUAAAUACACAUCUCAUACGAAGA